Molecule: messenger RNA, 2251 nt
Organism: Drosophila melanogaster (fruit fly)
Lineage: Eukaryota; Metazoa; Arthropoda; Insecta; Diptera; Drosophilidae
Exons: 4
Coding region: 1474-2151 (225 amino acids)
Source: RefSeq, marked reviewed
GUUGGGGGAACAUGAUAAGUUUUGAUGGCAUUCUACGAUACUUGGCCGAAAGUAGAUCCAAUCAUAGUGCUGGUGGUGUUAUGUCUGAUCGUGUUAGUUGACCGGAUAUGGGAGAUGAUACUCACCAAGAGGCAGCAAUUGGUGUGCCUGAAUGCGAUUAUGGUGCCGGAGGAGCUGAGAGGAAUCAUUCCGCCGGAGAUUUACCAUCGGGCCCGCAUCUACGAGCUGCAUAAAACGGAGCUACAGAUAUGGAAGUACCUCAUCGACUUGAUUAUUACGCUCUGUGAGCUGAUAUUGGGCUUCUAUCCAUUCCUCUGGAGCUUGUCUGCGAAGACUCUACAGAAAAUAACCUCCCAAGAGAUCUGGAUAACCUUGAUCUUUGUUUUCUACCUGACCAUUUACAUUUGUAUAAGGUUCCUGCCGGUUCUGAUCUAUGACAAGUGCCUGCUGGAGUUGCGAUAUGGGAUGUCGGGCAAGUUUCCUUGGUACCUCUACUGCUGCAUUGGAGCAAUGUCCAUUCUCCUAAGCCAGCUCGUCCUGUUCCCGUUGGCGGCGGCCAUUGUGUUCAGCGUAAAGUUCAUUGGGUACUACUUCUUCCUUUGGUUCUGGCUGUUCUGGGCUACGUUCACCCUGUUGCUGGUAUUUUUUUUGCCCUACUGCUGCAUUCCGUGCAUUGGACGACAGGUGGUUUUACCAGAGGGCACUGCCCUCUAUAUGGAGGUGAAGCGUGUUUGCGAUGUGGUUGGCUUCCCCAUGAAGAGGGUAUUUAUCAUAAAGACCCGGACAAUGCAGUAUAGUAAUGCCUACUUUUACGGGAGCUGCUGCCUGAAAAGAAUUGUAAUUUUUGAUACCUUGCUAUUGAACAAGGGCAAGGAACCCAAUGAGAUCCAUCCCUAUGAGGUGGGCAGAGGUCUGACCAACAUCCAGGUGGCGGGAGUGGUGUGCCAUGAGUUGGGUCACUGGAAGCACGGACAUUUCUACAAGGCUACGAUCAUCAUGAAGAUUCACUUCUUUAUCACCAUGGGACUCUUCGGAUUGUUCUUUCACUCUCCCCAGCUAUACAUGGCAGUGGGUUUCGAGCCUGGCGUUAUGCCCAUCAUAGUGGGUUUCAUCAUUGUUCUGAAAUUUGCCCUUACUCCUUAUCUCACGUUGGCCAAUGUCUUGAUGCUGUGGAAUCUGCGUCGCUUUGAGUAUGCCGCCGAUAAAUUUGCCCAUCGCAUGGGAUACUCCAUCCAACUGAGGAUGGCGCUGGUUAAGAUCUAUGCGGAUCAUAUGAGUUUUCCGGUCUACGACCAAUGCUAUGCUCGAUGGCAUCACACUCAUCCCACGAUUCUUCAGAGACUGGCCUAUCAGCAGAAACUGGAUGUGAAGGCCAUGAAUGCCGGAACCUAUUAAUCUCAGUAGUCGCCGACCUAUACAUUCGUUUGAUUUUGUACGUUUUUCGAGAUAUCCUGUAAAAUUGACCGUGUUACCAUGACUCGAAAACAAAUUGCUACGCCCCGCUGUGAAACUAUCUCCAAAUUGGUGGUCAGCGUCGGCAGUGGCGAAACUUUUCUUACUUAUGCAGAUGCUACAACACGAUCCUUCUGCGCGAAUCCCUCGUGGCUGAACUUUCAAAAUGGCAUGAUGGAAGUGGGGCCGAUUAGUAAACCGAAUCCCCAUGAUUCUCAAAAGGAGGCAACCUCGUUUCUGGAGCGACAUUUCGGAAGCAAGCGUCUGGACUCCGAGCAAAUGAACGCGGAAUUUAAGAACAGGAAGACGAUUAUCUGGCACACUUGGCUGGUGGAGAAGGUGCGGUUUCCUCCAGCUCAGUGUGCGGUCAUCAAGGAAUGGAAGGAUCCCAUCACGGAGACUCUGGGCAUUUGCUAUUGUUCCUGGCACUUGCAGAGCUGCAUGGCCUGGCAGCUUAUUCUCAGUAAUCGAAUGACGGAUGCCAAGUGCUUCUGUUCGCGAAUCAAGAAAACGAUGGACAUUGUCAACUGUCUCGUUGACUCGGAAGUGGAACAGGAGAAAACAUUUAAGGAUUGUUCUUCCCCCUUAGCCGUGUUAACCGAGAAAGUGCUUGAUGCCACUGAUAUGCUGAAGAAACUGAAUGAUCUUCUAGAGCUCCAGGAGAAACUCAAUCGGAAAUACAAACGCCUGUGUGUAUAGAAAAAAAAAUAAGGAAAUCAAAAGACUACUUUUGGAGUGCUGACCCCUUGAUGUCUGCAUAGAUUGUAUUGUAUUUAUUUUAUUAAAACAUUUCUGCUGU